AUCGGCGGCUUUCAUACUUCCUGGUUAGGAAUAGAUAUACGUCUUAUUUGAACGAAAACGAAGAUAAUUACAAGAUAAAUCUAUGGGAUCAAAUUGUUGCCGAUGCCGUCGUCCCGACGAUUUUUACCUACAAGCGUUGAGGGAAAUCUCUUAUGGUACAACUCGAAUCCCACCAAGUCAAGCCCAGCAAAGACACCCUCUCUACUCUCCUUUGAGGACGAGGCAGAAGAAACGACUAGGAAUGUUUUUAUAGAAGAUGGAAAUCAGUGUUUUGUUUGCCUUGAAAACUUUAACGAUCAACAAAAUCAACCUAUGAUAAUGCCAUGUGGUCAUAUCGUCUGCAAUGCGUGCCUCAUUCAAUUAGCAAAGACAUUCCAGUAUGAGAAAAUAAAAUGUCCACUGGAUAAUCAAAUAUACAAGGUUAAAAGAAGCGAGAGGAGGGGAAAUGAAUAUCGAGCUACUAUUCCUUCUACGAGAAGCUUAGACGUUCGAGAUUUCAUGCAGGAUGUACAAGAUACCAAUUUCAUGCCUAAUGAUCCACCUUCAGGUUCACAUUUAAACACUGAUAGUAUAUAUGUAGCAGUGAAUGGUGGCAAAAGGUUUCAUAACCCUCCAACGCAACUACAUGUAGCAGCUGAUGUGCAUGAUGACAGGUUUCAUAACCCUCCCACGCAACUAUAUGUAGCAGCUGAUAUGCAUGAUGGUAGAAUGUUUUGUAACCCUCCCACAAAGCUACGUGUAGCAGCUGAUGUGCAUGGUGAGAGAAGGUUUCAUAACCUUCCCUCACAGCUACUUGUAGCAGCUGAUGUGCAUGAUGACAGAAGGUUUCAUAACACUCCCACGCAGUUGCGUGUAGCAGCUGAUGUGCACCAUGACAGAAGAUUUUGUAACCCUCCCACACAGCUACGUGUAGCAGCUGAUGUGCAUGGUGACAGAAGGUUUCAUAACCCUCCCACGCAGUUGCGUGUAGCAGCUGAUGUGCACCAUGACAGAAGAUUUUGUAACCCUCCCACACAGCUACGUGUAGCAGCUGAUGUGCAUGAUGACAGAAGGUUUUAUAACCCCUCUACAGUUAACUCCAUUCAUAAAGCGUUUUCUUCAGCCAUCUCAAAAUUUCCUCGUAAUGCACCAAUUCAAAACAGCAGGUUUAUUUUACCCAGGCCUAGGGUUACCCUUUCUUCAUCCAGAAAUAUUCCUGUAAACUCACGUUGCCAUAAGCCUUUUAGAAACACCGGAAAUCCCUCUAGGUAUUAUAAUGAUAAAUGGCUACCAGAGCCUGUGCCAGACUAUGCGGCCGACUGAUUCUAGUGAAGAUGAGGAUGUAUCCAGAAGGGGAUAUAACAAUAUACGAGACCUGUUCGGAAACCAUUGAGACAUUGUGUAUAUUCUUCUUUUUAAUGAACGUUUUUCGUUGAAAACUUGCAUAUAUAUUUGACAAACACUAAGAAUUAAUAAAAGCAAGAAAUAUUUUACAAAAA
Messenger RNA from Saccostrea echinata, 1478 nucleotides. RefSeq lists its product as uncharacterized. The record is from RefSeq and is a predicted model, not a curated record. Bases 103 to 1302 code for a protein of 399 amino acids. The transcript has 3 exons. NCBI's taxonomy places the organism in Eukaryota, Metazoa, Mollusca, Bivalvia, Ostreida, Ostreidae.